GUUCGAUUCGCACGUCUUCUUCAGCAUUCAGUCAGCAGUCAGUUCAGUCAGGUUUCGGUCUUUUUCUUCGUUGCGUCGAGCAAGAGAAAAAAGGAAUCUUCUUCAAAAGUGAAGUAAAAUCAUUUCGGUUCGGUGUGCUUCAUAAAAGCAGUGAAUGUUGUUACUUGUAAUCGGAUUUCUGGUGUAUUAAGAGUCGUGUAUAAAGGAAAAAAAGAUAAGGUGGAUUUUUUUUUAUUUUGGAAGAGUCAGGUUCUAGAGGUUUUUCAUGGAUUAGGUGUAGAUUUUCGAAGGAUGAUGAGAAUUAUUUUCGUAGAUAAAAAAGUGAUUUUUGGUGCAAAGUAUAACUAAGUGGUUAAUGAAGUGAGUUAUAUUAUUCUUUACCAUUCGCUGCUUUUCCUAGUAAAGCGAAACGGGAGACAGAUUUGCUGAAAAAAUCGAAGUGAAAAUCGGCGAAUACCUGGCAACAACAGGAAAAGUAGCUUGAUCCAGUAGCCAAAAUGGGGAAAACUAAAAUCCAGUGCAGCAAAUGUCAGAAAAAAUGCUCCGGCGAGGUGUUGCGUGUUACCGACCGAUAUUUCCACAAGACGUGCUUCCAGUGUAUGAAAUGUAACAAAUCGCUGGCGACUGGCGGCUUUUUCUCGAAGGAUGGCGCCUACUAUUGUACCCUGGAUUACCAGAAACUGUACGGUACGAAGUGUUCCGCCUGUGGUUUGUAUGUGGAGGGUGAAGUGGUGUCCACCAUGGGUAACACAUACCAUCAGAAGUGCUUCACGUGCAGCAAGUGCAAACAAGCGUUCCAAUCUGGCAGCAAGGUCACCAACACCGGCAAAGAAGUACUUUGCGAGAGCUGUGUCAAUGGGCCCACCUCGGCGACGGUAACAACGGCUGCUCCCCGCUCGUCCUCGGCCACGACCUCGCCAAAGAGACAGAUUGAACAGAAGCAGGAACAGCAGACGAUCAAAGAAAUUAUUUCCAGUCCGAGCAGAUCCUCGACACUGUUGCACCACCAGGAGGCACUGCGGAAACAGCAAAAUAGCAAGGAUCUAGAUCCGAAUGAGUGCGCCGGAUGUACCCAACAGCUGAAGGAAGGUCAGGCGUUGAUUGCCCUGGAUCGGCAGUGGCACAUCUGGUGCUUCAAAUGCAACGCCUGCGGCGUAACACUGAACGGCGAAUACAUGGGCAAGGAUGGAGUGCCCUAUUGUGAAAAAGAUUUUCAAAAGUCAUUCGGGGUCAAAUGUGCCUACUGUAAGCGAUACAUUAGCGGAAAGGUGCUGCAGGCCGGCGAUAAUCAUCAUUUCCAUCCAACGUGCGCACGAUGCACAAAGUGCGGCGAUCCGUUCGGGGACGGGGAAGAAAUGUAUUUGCAGGGCGGUGCAAUAUGGCACCCACGGUGCGGUCCCGGACCAUCUUCUGAGUCCGGGAUUCUGAACGGGGUCGAGACGAACGGGUUCAACACGGAGACCGAAUUCGAUCGGACCAGUACCAGUGCAAUGAGUGAGAUUCAGUUUUCGUUACGUUCACAAACACCAAGUUUGAGUGGUUCUGUUUAUAGUCCUUACACGCAUAGAAAGUUCCACCGCACCACAAGCCCCGGUUUAAUUUUAAGAGAGUACAAUCGUCAAGGUUACGAGGAUAUCGCUCGUAUUUACACCUACAGCUACCUAACGGAUGAACCUCACUAUCUGAAGAAAACGAUCGAGCCGUACGACAAGGCACCGGUGUCACCGCAUUUCCAUCGUCCGCAUCAGUACGCUAGCGGAACGCGAUCCACGUCCGGGUCUCGAUCUCACUCGCGGAGUCGCAGUGCAAUGAAAGUGCUGGUAGAUAGCAUCCGAUCGGAAACGCCACGCCCCAAAAGCCCCGGCAUGAAUAACGAGGAACCGAUCGAGCUAAGUCACUAUCCGGGCGGGAAGAAGCCGCUGCCGGGCGAAAAACCAAAGAUUGAGCGGGAUGAUUUUCCAGCGCCACCCUAUCCAUACACCGAUCCGGAACGACGGCGACGUUAUUCGGACACGUACAAACACAUUGAAUCCGAUGACGAGGUGGAUCAUCAGCAGGUAAAGAGCAAAGAGAAUAAGGAGAAUCAGACUGAAAGACGCCUUCGAAAGGAGGAGGAAGAGUUGAGUAAGCUGAAAUCGUCCGGUAUGGGAAAGGUUAUCCUAAAGGACCUUCAGGAGCAUAAAAAGUACGAAACCUGGAAACGGGAGAACCUCGAUCCACGGAAUGCGUCGCGCACCCCGUCGGCAUCGAAGGAACCGAACUACCGACUGCGCUACGAAUCCCCAGUCGGUGCUUCGCCGUCCCGAAAUCUCGAUCAUCAACGACCGUACGAGGAGGAGUACUUUGAUCGUUCUACAAGCUACCGCGGCUCCGUGGGUCGAGCAAUCGGAAAUGCUCCCAGUUAUAAUGCCAUCCACUCGUAUAGGUCACCUCCGAAGCCGGGAUACGGAUUCAAAACAUCGACGCUACCACCUUCGUCGCUGAGAAAUGGUUACAGCUCUGAUUUCUCGUUCGGUGGACUCGGAGAUAAGACCCACAGCACGGAGUUCAGCUGUGGCAAGAGCGACAUUUCAGUCGAUUCAAUAACGGAAGGUGACCGGCGUGCUCUCGGAGCGGACAUUCCUGCCUCCAGUACCUAUUCCGGUGCCCUGUCCUACCAUUAUCCGCAGCAGCCGAUCCGGCGCAGCUUGCCCAAUAUGGCACACUCGAUGCUGGUGCACGAGCCGGCAAAAAUCUAUCCCUAUCAUCUGCUGUUGAUCACCAAUUACCGUCUGCCGUCGGAUGUGGAUCGCUGCAACUUGGAGCGUCACCUUUCGGACGUAGAGUUCGAUGUAAUCCUUCAGUGCACCAGACCAGAAUUUUAUCGUAUGCCCCAGUGGAGACGCAACGAAAUUAAGAGACGAGCCCGUCUAUUUUAAAAAUCGAAACAGAACGCAUCGGAUCGGUAUUGUGCUCUUGGCACCCGAGGACUAACAAUUCACUACACAACGUACUAUUUUUUUAAUUUUUCUUUUCGAAGAAAUAAUUACCUUUAAUCAGAAAAAAACUAUUCAUCUUUAACAGUGCUAGGAGCAGAUUCAACUGACAAGGAUCAAUAAAAAACGUCGAGUCAUCUUUCUUUUCUUAUAUUGUUUAUCGAAUUGACUAUUAGUACACCAUAAGGAGAAACUUAACGAGAGAAGAUUAAAUUAUUUGGACGAGGCGAACGCGAAGAGCACAUAUUUAUGUAACAUGUAACUAAAACAAAAAAAUCUUGCUUUCGCUUCAGACGCUAUAAUACUGUAAUGGCAAACAAUUGAAACAACAAACAAAACAAAUAAUUAAAAAAAACUAUAUUUUAAUCCUAAGCGUAUUUGAUACAUAUGUAAGAGGAUUGGAAAAACUAAAGAUGGAAUAAAUCUAAUAAGUAGAAGGGAAUACAAAUUGCAUUUAUGAAUGAAAGUUUUUGGCGCUGAUUUUUUUCCUUUGGUAUAGAUUUGUUAGUAAUGAUAUGGUAAACUUGAGGUUAAAAAAUAAGGAAGUGCAACCAAAACACAUUUUGCGAAAGGCAAAUGUGUUGAAUGCUUUUCUAAGACUUAUGUCAAUACACCAUAGAGGAAAAAUAGUCAAAGCCAAUGCUGAAAGCACACAUGAAAUCAUGCGUAAUAAGACAGACAUAAAACAGCCUUGGUAGAGACAGCGUAAAUUGGUAAAAUUUAAUCUGCUUUCGAUUAUUUAUAAUAGGAAUUAUUUAUAAAGUCCGAUUCACACAUUCAUAUCCGUUUUGAGGUGCUGCAGGGCUGUUAUGAAUACGGUACAUCGAGGGUGCAUAAUAAUAUUAGUAAUUCGAUUCUGCGCUUUAUAUCAAUACUAGCUAACUCGUUGGAGCUCUUACAAGAAAAGCUUACAUCACAUCUGCAAUAUGUUUGACUAAAAUGUUGGUUUUCCAUUGUCGUUUUCCUAUUCUGACGCUAUACGCUUAACUAUCCCAUGUGCUAUAAGAAUUUCUAAUCACAUGCGACAAUUAUGCGUAUAGCGGCAGUGUUACCGUGAGUAUGAUUAUCUCCUUGAAAUCUUUUCCAAUAAUGUUUGAAGCCCUCCUUCCAAAAAAAUAUAUAGCCAAAUUGAAAUAUGCCCUUAUCGGAAUUGUAUACAUCAGCACCUCAAAAGAGAAACAUAGUUUCGUUCAAGUGCACUAUACUGCCGUUCUACGCCCAAUUGUCCCAUGUUGCAAAACUGGCAAUUGAGAAAAACGCGAUUGAAGAUGAAAAUUGUAUUAGCCAUCUGGAGGGAUACGGUGUAACAAAUAAAGCUUUAUUGUCCAAAAUUACGUUCAUGGCAAUCGUUUUCAAUAUAAUCAGCCCAGUUUUUUAUUAUAGAGAUUCAAUUAACGUUAGUUUUUAAGAAAAAUGUUAAGUGGGACUGUUAUGCCGAGAAAUCGAGCGGAGACCGGAAAGUUCUACGCAUAUCAGUCCCAUAACGAUCUAUGUAAAUGAUGCCCAUAACUCAUUUUUUUUACAAAAGUGUAUGUCGUGAGUUUUUCUGUUACUCGGGAGAUUUGUUGCUUCAUCAAAAUUGGAAAUAGGGUAAAGUACCUAUUUUUACUCUAUUUAGAAGGGUACCUCACAAGAUUAUUAAUUACUCUGCCUACACUCGAUGGAGUGCAUUAAUUUGGCAUUCACAACCUUGCUUCGUUCUUAAGAACCAAUCUAAUAACACAAAUGGCCUAAAAACGAUGAAAUGCUAGUGUUUGAUCGCAACUAAAGUUCCAAUCGAGUGCUCCAAUUGUCGCCCUACCAUUUGAUCCAAUUUGUUGAACAAAGAUAGCAAACGCUGCACUAACCAACGGCUUCAAAUGGGUAGCGUGAUAAUAGAAACAUUCCGAAAAUAGGCUCAUUAUCCUAGAUGCGUUCGCCAUGUUAUGCAAGCGACGAUAGUAAUGAAGAGCUUUACAGGAUUGUUCUCACUACUGUGAUUAAUAUUGCCACUGCCAUCUCUUUUUUAAUGAUCCUGUAUUUUUCCAUCAAUUUUUUCAGUGUCCGACAUCUAGCGUAAUGAACUUCUUAACUAAACGCUACGUAGUUAUUUUUUUAUUGCGCACUUUUUUGGGAUUUUUGUUAGUGGGACAAUUAUGCGUAGAAUAUUAACAAUGGGACAAACAGACUUGGUAUUUUUUCACGAAGUCUUCGAACAAACUUUAUGAAUUGGAUGUGUUUUCUGAAAAUAUACAUCAAAAAGGACUGUUUGAUUAAAAAAAGUGAAAAUGACCAAAAAGCAACAUGGGACAAUUAUGCGUAGAACGGCAGUAUAACAAGUCAGACUUUUCAGCUUUAUACGAACGAAAAUGUGAAUUGGAAAAUUGAUCUUGCAAAAACACCAAAACUAAUAUUCAACUAGAUCAACUACUAAAAAGCAAAAUCGUGAAUCGAUAAUAUAAACUUGUUUUGUACAAACUGAACGAAAAAAAAAACAACCUAGCGUCGGUGUGUGUGACUCAAACUGCUUUUGUGAUGUUAUACCUGGUAAGAUAAUUAACCUAAAUUCUGAAAUUGAUGACUGCCAUAGCGAGAAAUAAAAAAAAACAACAAUAAAACAAAAGCAUCACAAAAUGCUCGCAAACAAGUGACCACACCCUAACUUCCGCGCAUCACAAAUACCCAAACCGUGAGCGAUGAAGAUUUAGCCGUUUUUAGCAAUAGCUGCCGUCGGAAAGGGAAUGAACAUAAUAUUCAGAUGUUACGAAACAUUAAUAAAAUAUUUCAGGACAACUGUUAAAUGCAGAACCAAUCUUUAAUGAUAUUUUUCACUAUGUAAUAGCAUUAGAUUGUAGAAGCGUUCGCAUAAUGUCUGAACAGAAUUCAUUUGUUUGUUUGCCACCUUAAUCUAAUGGUAUUCUGAGAAGAUACCCCGCUGUCUUUACUCACAAAAACAAAACGAAAAAAAAAACUUGCAGAGAAAAGUACGUACUCCGCAAUCUGGGCAGCGAACUAGCGCAUAGAGUCGGAAAAGCUCGACAACAUUUAACUGCAUACGGUAAACACACACACACACAAUUAGGAGCCUUUCGCGGCAUAUUUUUGUGUUGAAAAUACAUAGAGCUAUUUAUUGGAAAUUA
This is a messenger RNA of Topomyia yanbarensis, 6094 nucleotides long. It is a transcript of the gene Unc-115a, whose product is annotated as actin-binding LIM protein 2. Bases 498 to 2918 code for a protein of 806 amino acids. NCBI's taxonomy places the organism in Eukaryota, Metazoa, Arthropoda, Insecta, Diptera, Culicidae. The transcript is spliced from 11 exons. Gene Ontology annotation, molecular function: actin filament binding. Gene Ontology annotation, biological process: lamellipodium assembly; cytoskeleton organization. Gene Ontology annotation, cellular component: actin cytoskeleton. The record is from RefSeq and is a predicted model, not a curated record.